AUGGCUGUUUCUGAAGAAACCGUGCCCGUCCAAAUCGACGUAACAAAGCUCACUGCUUUAUCACCAGAAGUUAUCUCAAAGCAGGCUACAAUCAAUAUCGGUACGAUCGGUCACGUAGCUCACGGUAAAUCGACUGUCGUCAAGGCCAUUUCUGGUGUCCAGACUGUCCGUUUCAAAAAUGAAAUGGAAAGAAACAUUACUAUCAAGUUGGGUUACGCCAACGCAAAGAUCUAUAAGUGCGAGAAUGCCGAAUGCCCUCGUCCAGGCUGCUACCGAUCAUACGGCUCAUCAAAGGAAGAUCACCCACCUUGCGAGCGCCCUGGAUGCGGUGGAAAGAUGCAGUUGGUCCGACACGUCUCGUUUGUCGAUUGCCCAGGUCACGACAUCUUGAUGACAACCAUGUUAUCCGGUGCCGCAGUCAUGGAUGCUGCUUUGCUCCUGAUUGCCGGUAACGAAUCCUGUCCACAGCCUCAGACCUCCGAACAUUUGGCCGCUAUCGAAAUCAUGAAACUGAAACAUGUCAUUAUCUUGCAAAACAAGGUCGAUCUCGUAAAGGAGAAGGCUGCACAGGAACAACACGACGAUAUUUUGGCAUUUGUAAAGGGUACCGUUGCCGAUGGAGCACCCGUUAUCCCCAUUUCCGCCCAAUUGAAAUACAACAUUGAUGCUAUCAACGAAUAUAUUACAAAGAAGAUUCCAGUCCCUGUCCGUGAUUUCACUGCUGAUCCACGACUCAUUGUCAUUCGUUCAUUUGAUAUCAACAAACCCGGUGCCGAUGUUACCCAGUUGCAGGGUGGUGUUGCUGGUGGCUCUAUUUUGAAGGGUGUGUUGAAGGUCGGCGACGAGAUUGAAGUCCGUCCUGGUGUCAUUAUCAAGGAUCAAGAAGGCAAGAUCCGCGCAAGACCUAUUCUUUCGAAGAUUCUCACAUUAGCUGCCGAAACCAACAAGUUGGACUUUGCUGUUCCUGGUGGUUUGAUUGGUGUUGGUACCCAAAUGGAUCCUACUCUUUGCCGUGGUGAUCGUCUUGUCGGUCAAGUGCUCGGCUACCCCGGCACCCUGCCUUCCAUCUACACCGAAUUAGAAAUAUCCUACUUUUUGCUGCGCCGAUUAUUGGGUGUCAAGACCGACGAUAAGAAGCAGGCUAAGGUUGCAAAGCUGACAAAGGGCGAACUGUUGUUGGUCAACAUUGGUUCUGUUUCUACUGGUGGUCGUGUUGUUGGUGUCAAGGCCGAUUUGGCCAAGAUUGUCUUGACUGGCCCAACAUGUACUGAAGUUGGUGACAAGGUCGCGUUAUCCAGAAAGAUUGAGAGACAUUGGCGUCUCAUUGGUUGGGGUAAGAUUAAGCGUGGUACUGUGCUGGAGGCCGAAGCAAAUUAA
Messenger RNA from Zychaea mexicana, 1377 nucleotides. RefSeq names its product eukaryotic translation initiation factor 2 subunit 3. Gene Ontology annotation, biological process: formation of translation preinitiation complex; positive regulation of translational fidelity. Bases 1 to 1377 code for a protein of 458 amino acids. Gene Ontology annotation, molecular function: GTPase activity; GTP binding; tRNA binding. Gene Ontology annotation, cellular component: eukaryotic translation initiation factor 2 complex; cytosol. The record is from RefSeq and is a predicted model, not a curated record. The transcript has 6 exons. Lineage: Eukaryota; Fungi; Mucoromycota; Mucoromycetes; Mucorales; Lichtheimiaceae.